Molecule: messenger RNA, 1532 nt
Organism: Xenopus laevis (African clawed frog)
Lineage: Eukaryota; Metazoa; Chordata; Amphibia; Anura; Pipidae
Gene: fosl1.L
Product: FOS-like antigen 1 L homeolog
Exons: 4
Coding region: 235-1155 (306 amino acids)
Biological process (GO): regulation of DNA-templated transcription; regulation of transcription by RNA polymerase II
Cellular component (GO): nucleus
Molecular function (GO): sequence-specific DNA binding; RNA polymerase II cis-regulatory region sequence-specific DNA binding; DNA-binding transcription factor activity
Source: RefSeq, a predicted model, not a curated record
GGUUAUCAGUCAUAAACAUUUCUACUCCGAUGCUAGACGGAACACUUCAUAUUCGGCUAUUACAAGGUUAGAAUCUUUUACAUUUUUUAUCCGAAAUACACCGUGUUUGACGUGCUCGAAGGAUCCGGCAGCGCAGUUUAGCAAAAUUGAUAACGAAAGUCACCCCCCCUCCGUUAUGUAGUUUAGUCUUCCAGUCUCCAUUCAUAAACUUACACUGGGGGUGUGUGAGUCAGAAUGAGUUUAAACCUUGGAGUAGCGAGGAUCCAGAACAUGUACAGAGACAUCACUGGAGCCUACCUUCAGCCAGAUUUAGGGUGCAGUAGCCACAGCCUACAGACCUCGGGAACGUCCCCAAUUUUAGGAACUUCAGGAAUGGGACACGGCGUCAGAUCGAACCCACCAGAUGACUCGCAGCAGAAGUAUGCAGCUCACACAUCCUCGAAUCCUUUUAUCCCAACAUUAAAUGCCAUCACAUCAAGUCAAGACCUUAACUGGAUGAUCCAACCAAGCGUACGCCCCCUGAACUUACCACCAUAUCAAAGCCCUCGGCAUGGGGUUAUCCGAAACAUGGGAGGAGUCUUGAAUGUGGGGCGAAGGAGAAAUGGAGAACAUCUGUCACCAGAGGAAGAUGAGAGAAGACGAGUGCGACGUGAGAGAAACAAGAUAGCAGCAGCAAAGUGCCGUAACCGUCGCAAAGAGCUGACAGAUUACCUGCAGGCAGAAACUGACAAACUUGAAGAAGAGAAGUCAUCCCUCCAGAAAGAAAUUGCUGAGCUGCAAAAGCAGAAAGAUAAGCUGGAACUCAUCCUUGAGGCACACCAGCCUAUAUGCAAGUUUCCUCACAACAUGCAGCAAGUGGACUCAUCCAGGCUGGUUAAGGAGGAGCCACAUGAAGAGCCACCUCGGGGACCUAAAGUCAAUCUUCCCAGAAUAGAGCUGAGCGACACACUCCUAGAACCAGAGGCCCUACACACCCCAACACUCAUGAAGACACCAUCCAUUACUCCUUUUACGCCAAAUUUAAUAUUCACUUAUCCUGGUCCCCAAGAAUCAUGUUCCAUCGCCCACCGAAGGUUGAGCAGAAGUAGCAGCAGCAGUAGUAGUGAAGAGCAAAGUCCAUGUUCUCUAAGUUCUAACAGCCUACUGACUCUAUAAAAGUAUUUUUUACUGUGUGUGCUUCUGGUUUUGGAAUCACCUGUUAGAAAUCUAUGCCAUCCCCAACAUUUUUAUAGACACUCUAUAUAGGGUUUUAUUCACUUUUUUAGUAAGGCAUGCUAUUACUUACCUCAUACUUCCUCCCUUAAGAAAUCACAUUACUUCCCAAUGAAUGAUUCUUGUCAGAUGCAUGACCUGUCAUUAUACGGUUAUAAGUAAAUUGUGACGCAGAGCCAUUUUUUAAUAGGUUCCUAUAUAAGCAGCAGUAGAGCAGGUUCUCUUUAUAUUUAUUAAAAACAUAUUUUUAUAUGAUUUGUGCUUGACAUAAAAAACGUGCAUUUUGAUAAUAGCACAUUAAUAAAAUAACCAUGAGAAAA